Messenger RNA from Ctenopharyngodon idella (grass carp), 1382 nucleotides. Its product is annotated as NAD(P)(+)--arginine ADP-ribosyltransferase 2-like. The transcript has 3 exons. Lineage: Eukaryota; Metazoa; Chordata; Actinopteri; Cypriniformes; Xenocyprididae. Gene Ontology annotation, molecular function: NAD+-protein-arginine ADP-ribosyltransferase activity; NAD+ poly-ADP-ribosyltransferase activity. The record is from RefSeq and is a predicted model, not a curated record. Bases 197 to 1021 code for a protein of 274 amino acids.
CAAGAUCACACUUCAGCUCAUAUUCCUCAGAAAACACACAUUAGCGAUAUAAAAAGCCACUUCAACCUCCUCAUAUGUUUGUUUGACGAAGCGUUGUCAUCUGACUGAAAGCAAAUUACUUUCUGAUCUUCUGACAAAAACAGACAACAGUAUUUUCAGCAUCUGUUCUUCAUCUGAGGGGUUUGACCGGAUCAAGAUGCUGCUGAUCGUUGAAGCUCUUCUUCUCAUUUUAUCUGCUCCAGGACAGGAUCACAGAGCUGCUGUUGAAGGACAGAUAUUGGAUAUGGCACCGAAUUCUGUUGAUGACUAUUAUUACGGCUGUAGAGAGAACAUGGCUAAAAAUGUGAAGAAAAAGUAUCUAAAUAAGGAAUGCGAUAACUCUGAAUUUGAAAAAAAUGAAUUUAAAAAAGCUUGGGAUGUAGGUAAAAAAGCUUUGGAUCAGAAAAUAUCGAAACAUGAUACCUUGAAAUGUAACUUCAUUGCUAUUUAUGUGUACACUGACACAGCUUUUAACAUAUAUGAUAAAUUCAAUCAUGAUGCUCGUAAUGGAAAACAAAACUACAAAGACGGGACGUACAAAUGGUAUUCAUUUCAAUUUCUAUUAACAGAAGCGAUAGAGAUUCUGAGGAAAAAACAAAAUAGAUGCUUUAACACCUUUCGUGGUACAAAACUUACAUUUAAUGGGUUUGCUUUUCCAAGCAUUCGUUUUGGCUCGUUUACAUCCUCCUCUCUUGAUCGUAACAUAGCAAAACGUUUUGGAACUAAAUCUUGUUUUGAAAUCCGCACUUGUUUAGGUGCUGAUGUGACAAAAUAUUCUAAGCUUCCUUAUGAGAAAGAAGUGCUGAUUCCUCCUUAUGAAAUGUUUAAAGUCACUGCUGUCAGGACAAGAAUAUAUCAGAAUGAUCUCUGGUGUGACACUGUGUUCACUUUGGAAAGCUUUGGAACAAGAAGUGAACUGAACUGUGCUCUAUGCAAGAAAGAACACAACGAAGUACAGUGUUUGCUGAACAAAGUGCUUUGAAAUUACAUGAUAUAACCAUGUUCAUCAGUUCAGGACCUCUAGUGUGACAUUGUGUUUACUUUGAAAAGCUAUAGAAAAAUAAGCAAUCUGAACUGUGCAGUAGAAUCCAACAAUGAAAAACUAGUUGCUUUCUUUAACAGUGUAACAAUUUUAACAUUAUUUUGUUGUGUGUUAACCUGUAGAUACUGUAUGUUUCUCAUUAUCAAACACUGAUUGUCUUGCUUUAUUGAGUCACAGCAUUAUUUUGUCUGAUUGCACAAUUAGUUUCACAUGGUAAACUUCAGAAAAUUAUAGUGCUUAAUUUUUGUUUUUUGUCAGUUUCAACUUCUAUCAUCCAAAUAAAUCUCUUUGAUAAACAAAA